Messenger RNA from Fulvia fulva, 1695 nucleotides. RefSeq names its product putative serine carboxypeptidase. Gene Ontology annotation, biological process: proteolysis. NCBI's taxonomy places the organism in Eukaryota, Fungi, Ascomycota, Dothideomycetes, Mycosphaerellales, Mycosphaerellaceae. The record is from RefSeq and is a predicted model, not a curated record. The transcript has 3 exons. Gene Ontology annotation, molecular function: serine-type carboxypeptidase activity. The coding region runs from base 1 to 1695 and encodes 564 amino acids.
AUGUUGUUCUCCGGCCUACUGGUGGCAUUGUGGUGUUCACUACCAGUUGAUGCAAGCCGACAGACACUACAGCACAGAGCUUUCAAGGACCUGCACAAACGGCAUGUGAAACGUGAAGAGCAACAACCGUCUCGGCCUUCUACAGACAUUCAUCUGAACGACAAGACGCGGCCGUUCUGUGUCAACGGCUCUGCACUUCCUCAAGUGAAGUUCGAUUUCGGUGAGAGCUACAGUGGUCUGUUACCCAUCGACGACUCGAAAGAGCUGUUCUUCUGGUUUGUACCAAGUACAAACCCGGCUGCCUCCAACAAGAUUACAAUUUGGCUUAACGGCGGCCCUGGCUGCUCCUCUUUGCUCGGCUUCCUCCAGGAGAUUGGACCCGUAAUCUGGCGAACAGGGACCUAUCUGCCCGUGCCGAACACAUUCGCCUGGUCGAACCUCACGAAUAUGGUGUACAUUGAGCAGCCGGUCGGUACCGGCUACUCCCAAGGCAAACCUAACGCUAACAGCUAUGUAGAUGUUGCUGCACAAUUCUUGCCUUUCUGGAAGCGGUUCGUUGAUCUCUUCGAUCUCCACAAUUGCAAAACGUACAUUACAGGCGAAUCGUAUGCUGGAAUGUACUGCCCUUAUAUCGCCGCGGCUAUGCUGGACCAGAACGACACUGCCUACUUCGACAUAUCCGGCCUGAUGAUCUACGAUCCGAGCUUUCAAUACGAUGUCGCCUCUCAGGUUUCAACCGUACCUUUCGUUGAUGCACAUCCGUCCCACUUCCCCUUCAACGAUACCUACAACAAGUUCCUACACAAUCUCUCAGACGCUUGUGGUUAUACAGAGUAUAUCGAGAACGCCCUCACGUUCCCGCCUGCCGGGCCAUUCAUCGAUACUCCCGGCCUGAGCCACUCCGAGAAGGAUCCGAGGGGCUAUGCCACUGAAGACUGUGAUGUGUAUGCUGCUUUGUACUAUGGGAUCAUCGACAUAGAUUCUUGCUUCAACAUCUACCAAGUCGGUGCACUCUGUCCAUUGCUCUGGGACGUUCUGAGGUUCCCUUAUACCGAUUUCUACAUGUAUGCGCACUUUUGUUCUCUUGUGACGCUAGCUAAUACUUCAGCCAGGCCGAUGGGUUUCAGAGAGCCCUAUUUCAACCGCACAGAUGUCAAACAAGCCCUGCACGCUCCGGAACAUGCCAACUGGACAGCCUGUACCGACAUAGACGUCUUCGUCGGAGACAUUGGAGAUCUGUCCCCACCAUCGGACAUCAACGGCGGGCCUCUGCAGAAAGUGAUCGAGAGCACCAACAACGUGAUCGUAGCACAUGGUGCUCUGGAUGCGAUUCUGAUCGCGAAUGGCACGCUUUUGACAUUGAACAACUUGACCUGGAACGGGGUACAGGGGUUCAGUCAGCCGACGACGGAGCCUUUCUUUGUGCCAUAUCAUGAUAACCCAAUUGCAGGCUCACAAGCUGGAGCUGGCGUUUUUGGAGGGUUCGUGACUGAGAGAGGCCUGACUUUCGUGGCGGUGGUUCUGGCUGGGCAUGAACUUCCGGAGUACACGGCUUCGGCGGGAUAUAAGCAGGUCGAAUACCUCCUGGGUAGGAUCGGUAGUUUGGAUGAGGUGUCGCCGUUCACGACGCAGCCUGAAAUUCAGCAGCCGGAUGAGCCUCUCGGGAGGGGGACGUGGUGGUCGCAUCAUGAUUAG